AUGAAACAAGAUCUACACGAGCAUCUUCUUGUUCAUUUUGAUGAGAUAGGUUUGGAUCCUGUUCUCUGCGCCUCAUGUAAUGCCCUCUGCAACCGCGAUUUAUUUCGUUGUUUUCCUUGCAACUUUAAUAUCCAUUCUGGGUGUCUACCAUCCCAAAGGGAAGUUUAUCAUGACGAUUUGCAUGUGCAUCCGCUUGUCCUUACAAGUUCGUAUAAAGAAGAUGAAUAUUCAGGUAAAUUCUACUGCGAUGUUUGUGAAGAAAGUAGAGAUCCAGACUACGGUGUUUACUGUUGCAAGGAAUGCAAGUUUGUUGCUCACAUUCACUGCGCCAUCUCUUAUAUACUGGAAAAUGAAACUCAGGUAGAGCCAUCCUCGCCUGAGAAGCAGCUUGAAGAUAACUUGGAGUACACGUCUAUCAAUCAGCAGGAAGGAGAGACAAAAAUCAUGGCAGAUAAUCAUGCGUAUGAACAAUUCUCCACUUUUGUUCAGAUUAGGGAGGAGAUGGUAGAGAUUCGUGAAACUCUACAAGCACUUGAGGAAACUCUAGGAAAGCAAAUGCAGGCACAAGUAGAAGAUGUAUCAGAAAAAUUAAAGGAACUGCUAUAG
Messenger RNA from Ziziphus jujuba (common jujube), 606 nucleotides. RefSeq names its product protein VACUOLELESS GAMETOPHYTES. Lineage: Eukaryota; Viridiplantae; Streptophyta; Magnoliopsida; Rosales; Rhamnaceae. The transcript has 2 exons. The coding region runs from base 1 to 606 and encodes 201 amino acids. The record is from RefSeq and is a predicted model, not a curated record.